This is a messenger RNA of Laccaria bicolor S238N-H82, 420 nucleotides long. RefSeq lists its product as uncharacterized. Lineage: Eukaryota; Fungi; Basidiomycota; Agaricomycetes; Agaricales; Hydnangiaceae. Bases 1 to 420 code for a protein of 139 amino acids. The record is from RefSeq and is a predicted model, not a curated record. The transcript is spliced from 30 exons.
AUGUUGCAUUAUUUUCCACAUAUGGUGCUCAAUGCUGCUGCUCAUGCUGCUGCUUCUCAUGCUGUUGCUUCUCAUGCUGAUAAACAAGAUAAGCAUCAUGAGAUUAAUGCAGAGGAUGUCCUCGAUCAUACAGACUUUUCCUUGAUUCACAAUACCAAAACUUUUGAAGAUGUUGCCUUUCUAUGUAUUGUGACUGCUAUCAUUGCAGAGCACUCUUUCUUUCUGUGGAAACAGAAACAUUCAAAGUCCACUGCCCCCUAUGAAUUAGCCAUUCAAAAGCUCAACUCAUCUGUCAACUUGACAAAAAUCAAAACUGCCAUCGAGGAGGCCUCUCAUAUGAAAACCAAGGAUCAAAAGAAACAGGCCCUUUUAAAGAUUGCUAUGGAUAAUCGUUUUCCCCAUCUUCCCAGAAUUUCAUAA